Molecule: messenger RNA, 2959 nt
Organism: Cladophialophora immunda
Lineage: Eukaryota; Fungi; Ascomycota; Eurotiomycetes; Chaetothyriales; Herpotrichiellaceae
Exons: 3
Coding region: 234-2465 (743 amino acids)
Source: RefSeq, a predicted model, not a curated record
UUCACGUACUCGGUUACUCCCAGAUUGACCGAUUCAGCUAAUGCAGCUGACAAACCUCUUCUUGUCUCUACAAUUCGCUGAGCUCAUCACAGCACAAGCCGCAUGGCCAAGAAGGGAAGAGACUUGGCCGUGGCAACGUGAAAAAUCAUAUGAAUUGAGACCAGGACGCCAGAAAGGGCACGCGCCCUCAUCCUCCCUCCUCCUGUCUCGUUGUGUCAGGGAACCUCGCGACAAUGGGCCUCCUGGAUGAGGACCCGUUGGACAGUCUGCGCGAGAAGUCGACUGCAGUCGCCUCCGCCAUCACCUCGCCCACGGUCAUGUCUCCAGGGACUCAGAGUCCGUCAGGCAUUCAGAGCCCUCCACCCGAACAGCAGCCACAGCCACAACACCAUCAACGCCAACACCAACACCCGCAUGUCGACCAUGCCAAAGAGAAGAUCCGCCACUUCAUCCACCCCGACGGCCGCAAAAUCCACAUCGCCCACACGCCCGAAGAGCACGCCAAACUUCGCAAGGAGCUGAGCCAGCAGCACGGCCCGGACGAAUUCGACGUCGUGAUAUCUGGCACCCCGGAACACCUCGCUGUCGUACGCGAGCUGCACGCACAUCACACGGCCCGACGCGACACGCUGCGGGAGACUCAUGGCGACGUCUUCCACGAGUUCGAGAAGGUCAGGGACGACUUGGACCAUCUGUCCAACGAACUCAACCAAUUGACUCACCAUGGCGUGGCCUUGGACGCCAACUUCAGCAAGUUUGGUUACACGGCGCGUAUCCGCACCAAGGACGACCACAGCGGCUCGUCGACGCCGUCGCAAUCCUCGGGGCCGUCCAGCUCGGAGCAGACUUUGCUCGACAAGCACCAGAGCCGCGUCGUCGAGGGCAUGAAGUUCUUCAAACGGCCCGUCAUCCGCCAGUACUUCCACAAGGGCCUGCUGUGGCGGUCCGCGCGCAGCGGCGAGGUUGGCACCUUUGAACUGUUCGCCGACUUGCUCUACGUGGGCAUCAUCGGCAUCAUUGGGGACAAGGCCGCCGAGGACCCCACGGGGAAGUCGUUCUUGGUGUACGCCAUCAACUUCACCAUGGCCUUUAAGAUCUGGAACGACCUGACCCUCGUCUCGAACUGGUUCGAGCGAGACGACGUCGUCCAAAAGCUGUCUGUGAUGCUGUACCUGAUCCUCCUCUUCGCGUACACCACCAACAUCUCGUACGCGUUCGAGGCGAGACACCCCGGCGGAGAGUUCGACACAUACAUCCCGAUGAUGUCCUUCUAUCUGGCCGAGCGCUUCUACGGCGCCCUGUACUUUACCUGGCUCUCGUACGUCGUGCCCCUGAUCCGGGGGACGCUCCUGUACACGUCCUUCAUCAUCCUCCUGGCCAUCGUGUUUUGGAUCGGCAGCAUCCACGUCGACUACCCGGGCCAACUGGCGCUCAUCUGGAUCGCCAUCGUCAUCGACCUGUGGGGCCAAGGGUUCGGCAUGUUCCUGUCGCGCGCCUCUGCCCGCCAUUUGCACGCGCGGGGAGGCAGCCGCAGGGAGCGCUUCAUCCGGAAGUACUUUGAAUUCUACCCGGCGAUCAACAUCGAGCACCGCACCGAGCGCACCAACGCCUUUGUGUCGCUGGUGUUCGGGUACUCGGUGCUCACGAUCCUGUACCAGUCGCGCGCCCGCGUCGGCCUCAACGCGUUCCUGGGCAAGGGCAUCCUGGGCCUUAUCCAGGCCUUCGCCUUCCAGUGGCUGUACUUCGAGAUCGACCACCAGGGGGUGCACGUGCACGCCAUCCGGCGGCACUGGCUGUCCAGCACCGUCUGGAUCACGUGCCACCUGCCGUUCGUGCUGUCGUACGUCCUCGCGGCGGCGACGCUGUCGAAGCUGGUGCUGGCGCACGACUGCGCCAACGCCGACGUCGAGGCCCUGGGCGAAUCGUACCAGCCCAAGUCGGUCGCGGACCUCGACGCGGGCCUCCGGUGGUUCUACUGCGGAGGGAUCGCGGCGGCGCUGCUGUCCAUGACGCUGCUGUCGUACUGCCACGUGCACAAGACGCUGGAGAACCCGCGGCUGCGCAAGGGCCCGCGGCUGGUGGUGCGGUCGUGCAUCGCGGUGGCGAUCCUGCUGCUCCCGCUGGCCAAGCACCACCUCUCGUCGCUGGGCCUGAUCGGCACGACCACCGCGCUGGUCUCGCUCGCGUUGGGGCUCGACAUCUUCGGCAUGUCCUGCUCCGGCGACCGCUUCUGGACCGGCGGGUGGUGCGACGACUCCAAGCGCUGUACCCUCUACGAGGCCCGCGUGCGCUGCAGCCGCCGCAAGAAGCAGGACAUCAUCAAGGCCCUGCAUCGCGGCGAGACCGUCCGCCUCGAGGAGCUGCUGCGCCGCCAGAGCACCAACUCCAGCGCCAUGAGCAGCCAGACCGAGCUGGGCGUCUCCGAGAAGCUGGUCGACGAGGAGUGGCAGCACGCCGCGCUGUGAAUGGCCGAUUUCUUGAUAUAUGCGUCUGCGUCUGCGUCUGGGCAUUAUGUUUGGGUAUGUAGGUAUGUAGAUUGGCACUAAAUUUACCCGUGUGGCCCAUGUACCCGGAUCAAUAAAGUCUACCCGAAGCUUUUGAGAUAGCAUACGAAAGGUCCGAAUAGCAUGCACGCGAGCGAGUAAGCAUACUGAGUCCAGGGAGUUCUUUCGUCUAGGCGAUGGAGAAGGCAUCCCGGCUUCGUGGGUCGGAACAUUGACAUGGUGACUAUACGGCCAUCUAAAGCAACGCCUUCCUGUUACGAAGGAUUCUUUUCUGGCGACUGGACUGGGACAAUGGCCCAGGCGACGACGUCUCUCUAAGUUAUGUAUGGUGAUUAGAUCCCACGGACGACCUAACUAGCUAGCUACCUACAUAGCUACAUAGCCACAUAGCUGCCUACAUAGCUACUUCCACAUCCCAGCCGUGGACGCACGCCUACUCCCACCGCCAUUCCACC